CUGUGCUUCAUACAUUUAUGUCACUACGUCAUAUAUCAGGCUCGCACAAGAACCAGACGUCAGCAGUCAAGGCUCUCUUGGCAAUCUGUAAGUGCCACCUACCGCAACCGAAUCGCUGAUGGCCCCGACAAAAUUUGCGAGUGUUGCGGAGGGUUAUUCUUUCGAACGUCGAUGGCUACCUUAACAAGAGAAGCUAUGGUCGCGGCUCGUGUUCCGGAAGACAUAAUCCGCGAUGUGUUUGCGGUGAAUCAGGACGCUGCAUCCUCGCUCUUUUGUGCAACCUGCAAGUCGCAUAUCUCAAAGAAAAAGACACGACCAAAGCUAUGUCUUGCGAACGGCCUACGUCUACCCAACGUACCUGAUUCCUUGUCGCAGUUAACAAGGUUGGAAGAGAGGCUCGUCGCACCGCGCCAUGUUUUCCAGACAAUUUGGCUGGUCAUGGGUAUCCACGGGCAAUAUUGAUCAAAAGGUGCUAUUGUAAACAUCCCUGUAUCUGUACAAACAACAGUGACCUCGUUACCUCGACCAAUACAAGAUGCAAAUAUAUUUCACGUGGAGAA
Molecule: messenger RNA, 560 nt
Organism: Zychaea mexicana
Lineage: Eukaryota; Fungi; Mucoromycota; Mucoromycetes; Mucorales; Lichtheimiaceae
Exons: 1
Coding region: 172-462 (96 amino acids)
Source: RefSeq, a predicted model, not a curated record